Gracilinanus agilis (Agile Gracile Mouse Opossum) is the source of this 3745-nucleotide messenger RNA. RefSeq names its product myosin IE (gene MYO1E). Gene Ontology annotation, biological process: vesicle transport along actin filament; actin filament organization. Lineage: Eukaryota; Metazoa; Chordata; Mammalia; Didelphimorphia; Didelphidae. The record is from RefSeq and is a predicted model, not a curated record. Gene Ontology annotation, cellular component: microvillus; vesicle; cytoplasm. The coding region runs from base 1 to 3618 and encodes 1205 amino acids. Gene Ontology annotation, molecular function: ATP binding; microfilament motor activity; actin filament binding. The transcript is spliced from 28 exons.
AUGUUGGCAGGAAGCGAGACACUUGAGUUUUGGCUGGUGCUCCCAUUGCAAAUACUUCUGCAGGUCAACCCCACUGGGGCCCAUCAGCUCAGAUCUAGCAGCCAGGCCUCUGUUCUAAAAUGGAUUACAGUUGGCAAACAGAAAGCUCUGUCGUUCCCAAACUCCACAGGCUCAUUUUGGACAGGGAGCAGAAUCAAUGGGAUCCUAGACUGCAUCCAGUCGAAUGAGAAUCAUGAGCUGCUGAGGGUCGGACGUCCAGUCCUUGUGGCGGGACUCCAUAGCUUUGGAGCUGGAAGCAAAGGACACUACCGAUACCACUGGCAGAGUCACAAUGUCAAGCACAGUGGUGUGGAUGACAUGGUGCUCCUGUCCAAAAUCACUGAGGACUCCAUCGUUGAGAAUCUGAAGAAAAGAUACAUGGAUGACUAUAUUUUUACAUAUAUUGGAUCUGUAUUAAUUUCCGUCAACCCUUUCAAACAGAUGCCAUACUUUGGGGAAAAGGAAAUCGAAAUGUACCAAGGAGCUGCACAGUAUGAAAAUCCACCCCAUAUCUAUGCGCUUGCUGACAACAUGUAUAGAAAUAUGAUUAUUGACAGAGAAAACCAAUGUGUCAUCAUCAGUGGUGAAAGUGGUGCUGGAAAGACUGUAGCUGCCAAGUACAUCAUGAGUUACAUAUCCAGAAUUUCUGGAGGUGGACCUAAAGUCCAGCAUGUGAAGGACAUCAUCCUACAAUCCAACCCACUAUUGGAGGCCUUUGGAAAUGCCAAGACUGUACGGAACAACAACUCAAGCAGAUUUGGGAAAUACUUUGAAAUCCAGUUUAGUCCAGGUGGAGAACCAGAUGGUGGAAAGAUCUCCAACUUCCUUCUGGAAAAAUCUAGGGUGGUGAUGAGGAAUCCUGGAGAACGGAGUUUUCACAUAUUUUAUCAGCUCAUUGAAGGUGCUUCUGCAGAGCAAAAACACAGCCUCGGCAUCACAAGUAUGGACUACUAUUACUACCUGAGCCUUUCAGGAUCCUAUAAAGUUGAUGACAUCGAUGAUAGGCGUGAAUUUCAAGAAACAUUGCAUGCAAUGAACGUGAUUGGGAUCUUUGCAGAAGAGCAGGCCCUGGUGCUACAGAUUGUAGCUGGAGUACUCCACUUGGGGAACAUCAGCUUUAAAGAAGUUGGCAAUUAUGCUGCUGUGGAGAGUGAAGAGUUUUUGGCCUUUCCUGCUUUUCUCCUGGGGAUAAACCAAGACCGACUAAAAGAAAAACUGACCAGCCGGCAAAUGGAUAGUAAAUGGGGAGGCAAGUCAGAGUCUAUUCAUGUGACUUUGAAUGUAGAGCAAGCCUGCUACACCAGGGAUGCCCUUGCCAAGGCUUUGCAUGCUCGAGUCUUUGAUUACUUAGUAGAUUCCAUCAAUAAAGCAAUGGAGAAAGACCAUGAAGAAUACAACAUUGGUGUCCUAGAUAUUUAUGGCUUUGAAAUAUUUCAGAAAAAUGGCUUUGAACAAUUUUGCAUCAAUUUUGUUAAUGAAAAACUACAGCAGAUUUUUAUUGAAUUGACACUAAAAGCAGAACAGGAGGAGUAUGUACAAGAAGGAAUUAGAUGGACUCCAAUUGAAUACUUUAACAACAAAAUCGUGUGUGAUCUCAUAGAGAACAAAGUGAACCCUCCUGGGAUCAUGAGCAUCCUGGAUGACGUCUGUGCCACCAUGCAUGCGGUGGGUGAGGGUGCCGAUCAGACACUGCUUCAAAAACUUCAGAUGCAGAUUGGAACCCACGAGCACUUCAACAGCUGGAACCAAGGAUUUAUCAUUCAUCAUUACGCAGGAAAGGUGUCCUAUGACAUGGAUGGCUUUUGUGAGAGGAAUCGUGAUGUUCUCUUCAUGGAUCUGAUUGAACUUAUGCAGAGCAGUGAGCUGCCUUUUAUAAAGGCUUUAUUUCCGGAAAAUCUACAAGCAGACAAGAAAGGACGCCCGACCACUGCUGGCAGCAAGAUUAAGAAACAAGCCAAUGACCUUGUCAGCACCCUGAUGAAAUGUACACCCCAUUACAUUCGCUGCAUAAAGCCAAAUGAGACCAAAAAAUCCCGCGACUGGGAAGAGAGCAGGGUGAAACAUCAAGUGGAAUACCUGGGUUUGAAGGAAAAUAUUCGGGUCAGAAGAGCCGGUUAUGCUUAUCGACGAAUCUUUCAGAAAUUCUUACAGAGAUAUGCCAUUCUGACCAAAGCAACUUGGCCAUCAUGGAAAGGAGAUGAGAAACAAGGUGUCCUCCACCUGCUUCAGUCAGUCAACAUGGAUGUUGAUCAGUUCCAGCUUGGGAGAAGUAAAGUCUUCAUCAAAGCCCCUGAAUCUUUAUUUCUUCUGGAAGAAAUGAGAGAGAGAAAAUAUGAUGGAUAUGCUCGGGUGAUACAGAAAACUUGGAGGAAAUUUGUGGCCCGAAAGAAAUAUGUCCAAAUGAGAGAAGAAGCCUCUGACCUGCUCCUGAACAAGAAAGAGAGAAGGAGAAAUAGCAUUAAUAGGAAUUUCAUUGGCGAUUACAUUGGGAUGGAUGAGCAUCCAGAACUCCGGCAGUUUGUGGGCAAGCGAGAGAAGAUUGACUUUGCAGAUACAGUCAUCAAGUAUGACAGAAGAUUCAAGGGCAUAAAGAGAGACUUGGUUCUUACCCCAAAGUGUUUGUAUUUGAUCGGGAGAGAAAAGGUGAAGCAGGGGCCCGACAAGGGCAUGAUGAAGGAGGUGUUGAAGAGGAGAAUUGAAAUGGAGAGAAUUCUGUCUGUGUCUCUCAGCACACUGCAAGAUGAUAUAUUUAUUCUCCACGAACAAGAAUAUGACAGUUUGCUUGAAUCCGUCUUCAAAACAGAAUUCCUGAGUCUCCUAGCAAAGCGUUACGAAGAGAAAACCCAGAAGCAACUACCUCUGAAAUUCAGUAAUACGCUUGAACUGAAGUUGAAAAAGGAGACCUGGGGCCCAUGGAGUGCCGGGGGCUCCCGCCAAGUGCAGUUCCACCAAGGCUUUGGAGACCUUGCCAUUCUCAAGCCCAGUAACAAAGUGCUGCAGGUCAGCAUCGGACCAGGGCUACCCAAGAAUUCCCGCCCCACCAGAAGGAGUGUUUCUCAAAAUAGAGGUUAUUCCAAUAGAGCUCAGAAUUCAAGCUACCCCAUGAGAGCUGCUCCCCCACCUCCAGGAUAUCAUCAAAAUGGAGUCAUCAAAACUUCCCACUUUGCCCCUCAUUCCCAGGGACUUGGAAACACCAGGUCCAAUCAGAAAAGCCUUUACACAUCUAUGGUGCGUCCACCCUUACCUCGCCAACACUCAACUGGUUCUGACCGAGUGUCCCAGCAACCUGAAAGUUUGGACUUCUUAAAGGUCCCAGAUCAAGGAGCUGCCGGGGUCCGGAGGCAGACAACGAGUCGGCCUCCCCCAGCUGGUGGCAGACCCAAGCCCCAACCCAAACCUAAGCCUCAGGUCCCACAGUGCAAGGCUCUGUAUGCUUACGAUGCUCAGGACACAGAUGAACUCAGCUUUAAUGCCAAUGACAUCAUUGACAUUAUCAAAGAAGAUCCCUCAGGCUGGUGGACAGGCCGAUUGAGAGGCAAGCAAGGACUGUUCCCCAACAACUACGUGACCAAGAUCUGAACAAAGAGGGAUGCUGGACCAUGUUUAGGGAGGAGUCCUAGAAACAGAUGGAGCCCAGAACCUUUUCGGGGACUCUCCUUCUAAGCGACAGCGAGCAAUGUCUUCUCUGUGGCCUGGCGUUCCUGAC